UUCGUCCGACACACUGGAGACUGUUUAUUGAAGUUAUAACUUAUUAGUAUACUGAACGCAAGCAGCGGUAGUUUAGACGAGUGUCGAGGCCAACACAGACCUCUCUAUAGUAUAAGUCAGUUGUUCGUCUCCGCUGCACUAGUGCCUGGCGGUAGACUGACCAUGGCUUCUAGGACGGCUGCAAUCAGUGGAGAGCGAAUGUCACUGUUAUCAGAUUCUGCAAACUGUCGCCAAUAACGGAACCAGGCGCGACAAGUAAUUCCUGCCAUCAUAUCAAGCUUGUCAUGCUAGUUGCAGCAGUCAUCUAUCAGCUACAGGUUCAGCGUCAGUUGCCCACCCACUGUCAAUUGACGUACGCCGCAGUGAGAUUCCCCGGGUAGAUAGGAAGGCGUUCGGUUUCAUUAUCGAGCCCCUGACAUAAUACUAUGCAAUGGAAGCGGUCGAACUCUCGCCGUCUCUGCACCACCGCGAAAGCUUCAGCAGUACUACCAGCAACAGCAGCAGCAGUGACAACCCCGGAAGACCAGUUGUCCUGCGCCAUGCCUUCCAGCGCUUGUCACUCCACGAAGCAGAUGUUGCUGCUGUUGAUGAUGUCACUAGGCGAAGACGGUCACUGUUCGCCAUGUUUCAAACCAAAGGUCAGACGGACGUAGCGCCGUCAAACGUAUCCGCAUCCACCGUUCAGCGUAGGUCUGCGGCGAGUCUCCAGCGAGGAAUACCGGCCACCUCGGCUUCCCAGCACCACCAGUAUAGUACAGACGCCGCUGGUACGUCUGUUGCUGUGGGCUCUGACCUAGUAUAUAAACCCAGGGCAGCCGGUGUGCGUAGAGCUCGCAGUUUCACGUCUACGCGGCAGUAUGUUGCCUCAGCACCUGCUGUAGACGCGAUAGCUAGAGGCGGCAGCAGCUCCAGAGCGUCGUCCAUUCGCAGCGCUCCACCGAUGACCCGAGCAGCAUCCGCUUUCACGACAUCCACAACCACAGCACCAGACGGUGGUCUGAGGAGAAGCAAGAGCUUCCUGAAACGCUUCAUGAAGAAACGUGUUACACCAAAACAUAACUUGGUCGGCAGUGUAGAGCUGAUUCUGCAGCUAAACCCCAGUCACGUCAAGACAGACGGUGAUGACAGGAUACCGAUUGUGAUGGAUGUCGUCAAGCUGCACAACCUCGAUCUCGCCAUGGCUGGCCUCGACCAGAAGGAUCUGGACGGGAGAGACCUGUACCUUGAAUGCAGCCCAAUGUACACCGAGGGCAGCGUACACAGUGCAAAACUGCUGCCCAUCGCCUGGCUGAAGUCCGACAUGAGACCGGCGGUUCUCAAGGGAGACGUUUCCAUAGAAACACAGCUGACACUGGUGCUGAGCAGUCGCCUGUUCCAUCAACUCACCACUUGGCAGGUGCGACUCUGUCUAGCCAAGUCGACAAGGAAAGCGGCUGCCAUGACGCCGGACAAGGAAAGCGGUCACGUGAUUGCCACUUGCUCUAUCGAUCUGCUCUACAUUCAGCGUGAUAUAGCUGUACAGGAUCGCUAUGACCUCUAUUAUAACAAGGAAUAGACGAAAACACACAUGCUAUUUCACGGAAUAGACGAACACACACACACACACGCACGCACACACACACACAUACAAAUAUACACACACGCACACACACACACACACAUACAUACACACACGCACACGCACACACACGCGCGCACACACACACACACACACACACACACUCUCUCUCUCUCUCUCUCUCUCUCUCUCUCUCUAAACUGGACUCUGAUCAUAGGCCCGGGAAUCGCCUUGUUCCUGGAAUUGUCGGACUGCGACUGCACCCGUUCCUCAUUGCAAAACACGCUUCCUGCUUUUUUGCUAACAUUACCUCAGGCUGUUGAAACAAGAACUUAAUUAGAACUUAACAGCGGAUGGUGAGCCAAUUAAAUUAUUGUGAAAACAUGUUGUCCUUCUUCUUUUCACAAUAAAUUAGAACUUCGCCAUAACUAUAAUCAGUACGAUUAUUCUGUAGGCUUGGAAGCAGAACACUACGAAGGUGCCGUAGUUCGCCAUCAGCUUUGUGCUAUCCCCUCAUCACCGUACAAGUAUUGUUAUUACAAGUACUAUAGUAAGAGGUACUGUGGCAGACAUCACUAAAACAUAAGCUA
Molecule: messenger RNA, 2148 nt
Organism: Sycon ciliatum
Lineage: Eukaryota; Metazoa; Porifera; Calcarea; Leucosolenida; Sycettidae
Exons: 6
Coding region: 431-1555 (374 amino acids)
Source: RefSeq, a predicted model, not a curated record